CUUGCUCAACAGGUGAGGGCGUGUGACUUGCCGCCUCCGCCUCCGCCGCCGCCACCGCUCGCGUCGCUGCGGAGACAAGGAGACAGUGUGCGGAGGCGCCCAUGAUGCCGGCGCGAGGUCACGGCGAGCGCAGCAGUAGGUGACCCUUGACCCAGCGGAAGGCGAGCAUGACCUGGCGCGUGUGGCUGCGGGUCCCGCCGUCGCUGCGCUGAGGAGGAGGAGAAGGAGGAAGAGGAGGAAGAAGAAGAGGAGGGAGAGAGAGAUAGAGAGAGAGGAAGAGAGGAAGAGGGAGAGCGCUCGGAUUCCGCCGCCAGUGAAUCCCGAGGACGCGGCUGCUGACGAAGGAGGAGGAGGAGGAGGAGGGCGCGCGGCGAGGGGCGGGGGCGCAGCAUGGACGGAGCGCGUCUCUCCGCCGACACGCGCAACAUCCCACACAUGCAGCUCUUCAUCCACCUCAAGCAGAAGUUCCCGGACCUCAAGGACAACGACGUCAACGAAAGCAUACAGAAGUAUGGUUUGGAUCGUGAGCGUUGUGAGGAGGAAUUGUCGCAGAAGACACACAUCCACCAUGGUGGAUACUAUGGCCCUUGGGGACGGCCUAGCAGUUCCCUCUCCUUAACUUCGCCCUCCAGAGUCACCUCUCCCAUCCGGACAGGCAUCCCACCAACACCAACAACACCUGUCAUCACCAGCAGCACAGCUGUCACUCCACUGUUGCCACACACGAAUGCCACCCACCAUGUGUUUGGUCCCCUGCAGUCCAGUGGCUACCUAAUGUACAGCUAUGGCCCAGGAAUGGUAGCAGGACCAGGGCCAGUCUACACAUCGCCCAAUACAACUACCAUUGCAACCAGCCCUGUUUUAUUCCAGCCACCUGUCAAUAGUCCAGCUGGCUACGGGUGGCAUCCCUCCGUCUCCAAUGGUGUCCGAGGGGCAGCUGUUCAGCCUUCAAGACACUUGAUAGGAGGUGGAAGUGGCAGUGGGCCAGACACCCCGUACUCCUCUCGUGAAGCAUCCAAGUCACGUUCCAGCACACCUGUUUUACCUAACUCUGCGCCAGUUGUGCCUAAUUCAUUUGAUCCAUUCAGUGCAUGUGAAAAUCACCCAAUCCUGCCAGAGCGACGCAGAAGUGCAGAAACCCAGUUCGAUGGGAGAAGAGGACUCUUUUAUAAUGUACAUAAUCUUGAACAACAUUUUGAAAGACUAAAUGAUAGUGCACAUCAUUCCCCAACUCCCCCACUCAACAAUACCAUUGACUCACUUUCUACCCCCAUUACAACAACCACAACGACGAUCACCACCACCACAAGCAACUGCGUAGACCCCAGCAGCAGCAACAGCAGCAGUGUCAGUCGACCCCCCCCAGGUCCGAGACAUGUCUCAUCUAUAUAUUUAACCCCUGUACUUCCACAUGGCGCUCACCAUAUUCCUGGGCCUCCUUCAAGUGAUGGCACAGUGUCAGUUUGUGGUCGGUCUUAUACUUCUGUAAACCUUCAGCUAAGACAACCGUCCACUGAUCCUCAACCACCUAUUCAAAUCCGCAGUAGCGGUUCUUCUUUAACUUACUCCACUUCUUCUCUUGAUCACCGCCAUGGUUCACGCUCUUCCCUUCAGAUAUCCAUAGGUCCCACUGGUGGCACUAUCUCUGCUAUGCGUACAAACCUUGACAAUAAAAAUUCCCAGGCCAACACAGCGUUCCACAUCCAGUACAGCUCAGGUGCAAAUGGUGGUUCCACUCCCACUGGGGCAGCUUUCCCCACAACUGAAGAUAUAGUGGGGCAGGAGGGGGUACAAGGCCAGACAAGGCGCCCACAGACAUGGUACAUGUCUGACCCUCCACCAGCAGAGUCCAGACAACGCAAGUCAUCCCUGCCAGAGUGUGUGGGGCCCCCUGUGUCCUUGCACCCCCUCCACUACCCCCCUAGUACUGAUGCCCCACUGGGUUACUCAGAAGGAGAGCCUGUCUGGGCAGUGCCACCUGCCAGGCCAGACAUGGCCUACACUCAAGCGCUAGUGCAGGAACAGAAUUUACGCAAAGAAAAGUUGAAUGCAGAGCUGGCGAAACAAAUAGAAGAGAAGGGUAAAUUAGAAAAGGAGGUAGAUAUGAUGAGGCGGGAAUUGGAAUGGCGCGAACGACAACGGAAGCAGAACGCAGACAGAAACACGAAGAUGAUAGAGGAUGUACAGCAAGAGAAUCAGAGAUUACAGUCUGAAUGUUACGAAAUGGAAAAUAAAAUUUUACGAUUAGCACCUGAAUUGGAACCAGAAUACCCCUCACACGUACCCUCAAAUCUACCCUUCAAUGAAGCCCCACUCAUCCCCCAGCUUACCAGACCCAGCUCUGGUUCCAGCCUUGGGGGCAGUGGAACAGGGACCCCCCAGACCCCACACACACCCCACACCCCGCACACAUCCCAAACCCCUGGGGUUUUCAUCCCUCCGACCAGACCUGCUCUGCCUCCGCCUCUACCUCCGACAUCAGUACCCAAUCAUGGCUACUGCGUAGUCCAGGGAGUGCCAGGAGAUACAGUAGAUGAGGUGGGCCCUAAGUGGGCAUGUACCAAGUGCACCUUCAUCAACCACCCUGACAUGAACAAGUGCGAGAUGUGCGACUACCCACGCUUCACCAUAGGAGAAUUGCAAGAUAUUCAUAUACAAGUUAGGCACCAAAACUUCCAAUCUCCACGUAAGCCAGAAUUGCAUGCCCCGAAUGGCGCCUUUUUGCUUCCUUCCUAGCCAGCACACUGAAGAUAAUCACAUUAAUAUCCAUGUGGAAAUGUCUUAAAAAAAAAGAGAGAGAAAAUUGUUUAUACAAGUUUUUUAUUCAUAUAAGUCAAGACAGUUUUAGACUAAGGGUUAAAUUCCUUAGUGUGAUGUGCAGUGAUGAAAUAAGAUGAAUUUGUAGUCACUAACAGGUGAAUACUGUCAUCACUCAUAUGGAGCUUAGUCUGAUACAGUGAUAAACCCCUUUGGGAUGGAGAGGUGAUGAUUUCAUGAAAUUUUAUUUGCUGUCAUUGCAAAAUCUGUACUAUAUGAAAGGACAGAUUUGUAUUCAAGAAAUGAAUACUAUAUCAAAUCAAGCAUUUUUAUAUAUAGACAUUUUUAUAAAUUCAAUGCUCAAGGAGAAGCACAGGUCGCUGCAGGAGGCAAGCUCUGAUAUCUAACUCCUUAUAACAACACAGAGUAUUAAAAAGAUGUGACAUCUUUCCUAACUUCGUAACAUGUUUAUUAAUAUAGGAGGACUAAAUACAAAAGUGUCUGGCUUGCAGGGAGAAUAAAGGUUCCAUUUACCAUUGAAGUUGAUGGGUAGCUAAAGAACAUAUUAGCUUUGGUACUUGACUAAAUACUUAAUAAUGUAUAUAAAGAAGCAAAUAAGAAAUCAACUCUUAUAAUAUGAUUAUAAGAAAAUGUUUAAAUAGAAAUAACUCAACUUGAUAAGAUGAAUACAUGUGAAUUAAGAGCUGGGAGAUUUUUCCCUUUUACGUUUUGAGAUAUUUUCCUUAAAAUAUACUGUCAUUAACAUCUAAACAUUGUCUUGCUCCUGAAGUGGCUAUAAAUAUGAUAUUCUGUUCAUGAAAUCAGAGAUUUUGCAUGUAUUUUGGAAGCUGUGCUUUGAAUGCAUGUGGUUAUUGUUUGCCUUUAAAUACAUUUUAUUUUGUCUAGUUUAAACAUCAUGUGACACCCUCUAAUCCGUUAUGCUGGGUAAACCAGUCUUACACAGACGUAUAUGAUGUUAAAUUAAGGGUUGUUAAUCCACACUAUUCAGAAUAAUGUGAUGGUAGUUUGACGGCAUUUAUGUUUAUUUUAGAGACAUGGCUUCAAACUGGUUUCCUCAGCUUUUGAAUUGUUUAGUGUCACAUGAAUUCUCUUUCCUGCAUCAUUGCCAUUAUGUAACAUGAGUUUUCUAACAGAAAGUGAAUAAUGUAGAUUUAUUGGAGAAUGAGACAGAAUGGAGCAUGAAGGACUGGUCUUCUUGCACAGAUUGUUUGAUCCCUUCUGCCGUGAUCAGCUCAUCUAUCCACUAGUGGGAUGUUACCCUAUGAUAUGACUGUCCUUCCCCCCCCCCCC
Molecule: messenger RNA, 4068 nt
Organism: Penaeus indicus
Lineage: Eukaryota; Metazoa; Arthropoda; Malacostraca; Decapoda; Penaeidae
Product: mitogen-activated protein kinase kinase kinase 7-interacting protein 3 homolog
Exons: 9
Coding region: 391-2736 (781 amino acids)
Source: RefSeq, a predicted model, not a curated record